CUAGAACAAAAGUCUCAGCUUCGACUGGAAGGGAAUAAGCAGUGGGUGAUAGAGAAUUCACAGAGGGAAAUAAGAAAUCAAAAGAAAAAUACAGGAGUAAGAGACGAGAGGAUUAGCACAAGAACAAAAGAUACAGGAUGACUGAUGUCCAGUCAAGCUGUGAACCCCCAUCCGUUCCUGAUCUUCAGCUCAUGCUCUGGUGUAAUCGAGUGCCCAGGAGACAUUUUAAUGAAGUGUGGCCAGAUCUGUACAUCGGAGAUGCAUAUGCAGCCCGGGAUAAAGCAACACUUCACCAGUUGGGGAUCACACAUGUCCUAAACGCUGCAUCUGGUAAGAAGCGAAUCAAUACUGGGCCGGAGUUCUACAAGGACAUCAACAUUGAUUUCUUUGGAGUGGAGGCCAGCGAUGACCCCAGUUUUGACAUGAGCCGUUAUUUCCACCCUGCCGCACAGUUUAUCAGAGCUGGUCUGGAAUCCAAUAAAGGUAAGGUGCUGGUGCACUGUGGCUUGGGCAUCAGCCGAGCCUCCUCACUUGUCGUGGCGUUCCUUAUGAUCUGUGAAGGUCUGUCUCUGAUGGAUGCUCUACAAAAAGUCAGUGAACAUCGCUACAUCUCCCCCAAUCGUGGGUUUCUGGAACAGCUCCGCCAAUUAGAUAUAGAGCUGGGACUCAGCAGAAAAAGCAAAAGGGAGUUUUGCAAAGUCUGAUCCUACAUGGCCACUAAUUUAUUUAUGUAAACUGUUUUUUCCCCUACAAAACCUUUUAUGGUUUCUGAGGCAUUUUGUAAGACCAUAUAUACGUUUUCUGCAAGCAUCUUCCACUGCAAAAUGAUCUUUGUUAUUUUUACCAUUUGCUGCAAAAUUGCAUUUUUGCACUUAUCUGUGCUUUUAAACAUUGUCGAAAAAUAUUUGUGCAAAUAUUUCCAGCUGACAGAUAUAAAUGGGGUUAAAUCAUU
This is a messenger RNA of Bombina bombina (fire-bellied toad), 952 nucleotides long. RefSeq names its product dual specificity protein phosphatase 13-like. The record is from RefSeq and is a predicted model, not a curated record. The transcript is spliced from 4 exons. NCBI's taxonomy places the organism in Eukaryota, Metazoa, Chordata, Amphibia, Anura, Bombinatoridae. Gene Ontology annotation, biological process: protein dephosphorylation; negative regulation of MAPK cascade. The coding region runs from base 138 to 704 and encodes 188 amino acids. Gene Ontology annotation, cellular component: cytoplasm. Gene Ontology annotation, molecular function: MAP kinase phosphatase activity; protein tyrosine/serine/threonine phosphatase activity.